GCGUUAACUAAGUUGGGCGAGCAGUUUGUAUAAAUAGAGCGGGUUUAAAACAGAAGAUAUCAGUUCCUCAUUUCUGAACAGUAAAGUUAGACUUGAAAGAGUAUCUUCAGAAUUUCACAAUGCUAGUUUUCGCGGGCGUUCUGGUUUUGUGUUUUGCCUCCGUGCAUUCCGCUGGGAUUUGUGAGGGAUUAUUCGGAGUGCAAUGGAAGAUGGACCCCAAAGACUGCGCCAAGUUCUACUGGUGUAUGAAUGGUAGAGAGUAUGAGUUCAAAUGUCCAGAGAACUCUGUUGUAAACCGCGAGAGCAGGUCCUGCGUCCCGAAGGGCUCCUCCUACGAUACAUGUACAGUUCAAACACCACAGCACGUGCCCUCGAUCUGCGAGAUGCAACCCGAGACACGCAUCGCCCACCCAGAUAACUGCGCCAAAUUCUACGACUGUUCUAACAAGAAAACAACUGGUGGGGAACCGGAAGUCAAAGAGUGCAAGUAUCCAUUCCUGUUUGACGACGAAAUCGGGCGAUGCGAGCAUUACAGCACAGCUAAAUGUGGCAGAAGGUUCGAGCCCAAAAAUGAAUGUGAUUAUGACGCCAAUAAAUGUAGAUCCGCCCAUUGUAUUCCAUGCCAUAUUCGCUACCCCAGCUGUGAAGGUUUCGAGGACGGCAUGAACCCAUGGAAAGGUCGUGAAGGGUCGCCCAACUAUGUCGUCUGUGACAGUGGACGCGUCGCCUAUCGUGGAGAAUGCCCCCGAUAUGCCGACACCCAGCACGUUUUUCAUCCCGUGAAAAAACUCUGUGUAGAUUACAAAGAAAUGGACAUGUAAUUAACCCACCCAUAGUGUCUUCAUAACAUAAUGUGAAUUUCCCCCCGUGUUGCUGUUUUCAACAUUUCUUUGUUUCAUACAAAUGUCAUCUUGUUUAAGUAUGUUUCCUUAUGUACCGUAACUUCUCCAAGUAUUUGGUGAAACAUCUGCGUUUAGAGAAACUAUUUUUGCAGAAUAAUCUCUCUUAAAUAUAAGGAUAAUAUUAAUCAGUUAAUGUUUUACAAAAAACAAAACACCAUUGGGUUUUUAUGUGAGGCAUUCAUAAGAACCCUAUUGUGUAUUCACUUACAAAAACCUUAAGAAAAUUAGAUUAGGUUGAAUCACGUUUUCUUUCUUUUCCUUCAAUUUUGACCCCCCCCCCCCCCCCCCCCCCCCCCGAAAAUAAUAAACGCCAUAGUGUAAGAGCCAUACAUAUACUGUAGGAAGCCAUAUUUGUUCUGCAUUAUUCACUAACACCAACGUGUAUUGCAUUUUAUCGAUUUCUAAUUCGAAGUCCGUGAUAUGUGUUAUUUAGAAAUCCUUCAACACCUCCAUCAUUAUUUCAUUUAUCCAACGUUUUCUCGAUUUUCUCGCUUUUGUAAACAUUGUUGUUAUUUAUUUAAGUUUGUGAUGAUUUUAGGCUGAGCCUGCCUUUCAAAUAAAAGGACAAUCAUAAUUUA
Messenger RNA from Ostrea edulis (European flat oyster), 1480 nucleotides. RefSeq lists its product as uncharacterized. The record is from RefSeq and is a predicted model, not a curated record. Bases 120 to 821 code for a protein of 233 amino acids. The transcript has 3 exons. Gene Ontology annotation, molecular function: chitin binding. NCBI's taxonomy places the organism in Eukaryota, Metazoa, Mollusca, Bivalvia, Ostreida, Ostreidae. Gene Ontology annotation, cellular component: extracellular region.